Molecule: messenger RNA, 3022 nt
Organism: Herpailurus yagouaroundi (jaguarundi)
Lineage: Eukaryota; Metazoa; Chordata; Mammalia; Carnivora; Felidae
Product: general transcription factor II-I repeat domain-containing protein 2-like
Exons: 8
Coding region: 929-2845 (638 amino acids)
Cellular component (GO): nucleus
Molecular function (GO): RNA binding
Source: RefSeq, a predicted model, not a curated record
CACGGGUCUAGAGUCCUGGGCGGCCGCUGGGAGGGCGCUGCAGAUCUGCUGGCGCCAGGGGCUUCCUGCUCGGCUCUGCAGUGCGCGGUGGCUCGCUGGGCCCUGGGUGGGCGGGGCCGCACCCCCGCAGUCGCCUGUAAAGGAGGGACCAGACUGUGCGGGUUAACUUGAGAAGUGGCGGCUCUAGGUUCUGGUGCGAGACUCCUUAUUUGUGUUGUAAAUUUGGACGGAGGUAGAGAUGGACGCUGCUCUCCUUAACACUGAGUUCUCAGUCUGGAAAGGAAAAAAAGCAAGAUGAACUGAAGAAAAUGAGUUUUUUUCCAAAGGAGAUAGAAUAUGGGGAAGAUGAGAUGUCAGACGAUGGAAGUAGACAUGAGGCUGUCGUCCCUCAGAAAAAUGGUGGGAAGGUUACUACUGCUCCAGAAAAUAAAGUCGGGGGGAAAACGUCUCUGGCUCCCGUGGUUGCUGAGAAACUAACAUCACCACACAGGAAGACAGCCACAUGGGCCAAAUUGCCAAAAGACAAGAGGAGUGCCAAGAAGAGAAGUGGGAACGAUGAGGAGGAAGAAGAUAAGAACACGGAGUUGGGCCAAGAUGAGAAAGAGCCUAUCAAAAAAACACCUGAUAAAUGGAAGAAGGAGAUGGCUAAACAGAAGGCUUCCCCUGAAAUCAAAAAACAGAGAUUGGAAGGAAAUUUGGUUAUGUGAGUUUUAAAUCUGCUAAUGAUCAGGGAAAAGCCUUGAAACUUAGUGAGACAAAGGUCCUUGGGAAUGAAAUUAAAUUGAGAAAACCAAAAGGAAGGGAAGUAAAGAAAGCUCGAAAUACCAAAACACUUUUGAUCAAGGACCUGCCUGAUAAAGUCAUUCAGCGUGAGUUAAAAGAAGUGUUUAAGGAUGCCUUUCAAAUCAGAUUGGUGAGCAAGGAUGGGAUGAAUAAAAGGAUCGCCUAUGCUGACUUCAAAUCACAGGCUGAUGCAGAGAGGGCCUUGGAAGACAAGCAAGGAACAAAGAUUGGAGGGCUUGCCAUAGCUCUGGACCCUGUUGGAGAGAAAAGUCAAGGCCAAGAAGAGAGAGGCUGGAAGAACAGCACGUGGAGAAUGGGAAAACGAAAGCUAGAACAAGAAAGCCACACAUUUCGAGAAAAAUGGGAGCGAGCCUAUUUCUUUGUGGAGGUAAAGAAUGUCCCUACGUGUUUAAUAUGCAAACAAAGCGUGUCUGUGUCGAAGGAGUAUCACCUCAGACACCAUUAUGAAACAAACCACAGCAGGAACCAUGAGGGAUAUACAGAAAAGAUGCGUGAUAAAAAACUAAAUGAGCUGAAAAAAAGACUGAAAUUUCAACAUGAUGUCCUUUUGAACGUGAAUAAAAUAAGUGAUGCUGCUAUGAAAUGCAGUUACGUAUUAAGUGAGAAAAUUGCCCGGGCGUCCAAACCUUUUACAGAUGGCGAGUUUAUAAAGGAAUGUCUAUUGAGUGCCGCGGAGAUUAUGUGCCCUGAACAGAGACACGCAUUUGCGAACAUAAGACUAAGUGCUGAUAUUGUUCCGCAGCACGUUGGCGAUGUGGCUGGGAACUUACAGGACAAGUUGCGAGGAAAAGGUAAAUCAUUUGUGGCUUUCUCCAUUGCAGCUCAUGAAGGGGCUGAUGUAGAUAAUGCCCCCCAACUGGCUGUAUUUAUUCGUGGUGUUGACGAAACUUUUGAUGUGACCGAAGAGCUUUUGGACAUGGUACCCAUGACAGGCACCUCAUCAGGGAACGAAUUAUUUGUAUGUGUUGAGGAAAGUCUUAAAAAAUUUAAUGUAGACUGGUCGAAAUUAGUCAGUGUUAGCACCGAUGGCAAUUCUGCACUGGUUGGUGUUGAACAACUUGUUACAGAACUUAAAUCUAAGGUGUCAGGGCUUUGCAAAGACACAGAGCUUAAGUCUGUGCACGGCCUCAUACUCCAGGAGUCACUUUGCACUAAAAAGUUAAAAAUGGAUCAUGUCAUGGACAUAGUAAUUCACACCAUAACCUGGAUACGUUCCCAUGGCUCAGACCACAGAGAGUUCAGUGCUUUGUUCAGUGAGUUAGAUGCACAGUAUGGAAGCUUGUUCUCCGUGGGACUUAAGUGGCUGAGUCGUGGCAUGGUGUUAAGGCGGUUUUUUGAACUGUUGGAAGAAAUUGAUUUUUUCAUGUCUUCUAAAGGAAAACCUGUUCCCCAGCUUACUAGCAAAGAUUGGGUCAAAGACUUAGCCUUUCUGGUUGACAUUAUGACUUACCUAAACAUGUUGGAUAUCUCCCUGCAAAGGCGUUCACAAGUGGUUACGCAGAUGUAUGACUCAGUUCACUCGUUUUUAAUGAAACUGUGUCUUUGGGAGACUCAUUUGGCAAGGAACAAUCUGGCCCACUUCCCCACGCUGAAAUUAGUUUCCGAAAAUGAAAGAGAUGGCCUGAACUAUAUUCCCAGAAUUAAAGAGUUGAAGACUGAGUUCCAAAAACGGUUCUCUGAUUUCAAACUUUAUGAAAGCGAGCUGACGUUGUUCAGUUCACCUUUCUCAGUUAAUAUUAACAACGUGAGCGAGGAGCUACAGAUGGAGGUUAUUGAACUACAGUGCAACACGAUACUGAAAACGAAAUACGACUGUGUCGGAAUCCCAGAAUUCUACAAACACCUUGGGAAUGGUUACCCUAAAUAUAAGAACCAUUGUGCAAAGAUUCUGUCCAUGUUUGGAAGUACCUACGUUUGUGAGCAGCUAUUUUCAGUUAUGAAACAACAGAAAACUACUAAGUAUUGCCCCCAGUUAAAAGAUUCAGGGGUGACUUCCCUGCGGCAUGUCGCUGCACCAGAUACACACCCUGGCGUCGAAUGACACCUCGGGGCUUAAGAAAGGAAUGUCACGUUUUGGAUUUCAAAUCUAAGGAGUGAUACAUUAUGAGACUUUGAUUAUUUCGAUUUCCAAAUUGUUCACUGUCAAAUUUAAACCACAAUCUCUGGCAUCCUAUGUCUGUAUCUUAUCACGUAUAAAAUAAAGUUUGAUUAUACCUUG